AUGACUACUGCUGCGAAUACUUUGGCCCGGUCCUUCUCAUCUGACAGCGCUGAUCUGGCCAUCCUGGUUCCCAAGGCCCCAACACCACUGUCGAUUUCCUACCAACAACUGUAUGCCAAUGUCACCAAUUUCCAGGCCAAGCUCGCUAGCUUCGGGGUUGCUCACGGUGGCGCCGUGUCACUGGCCCUCGGGAACUCUUACGAGUUCAUCGUCGCAUUCUUGGCUGCGUCCUGGCAGCGCGCCAUUGCCGCUCCACUCAACCCAGCCUAUAAGCGGGAGGAAUUUGAAUUUUACAUUGACGAUCUUAGCUCAACCUUGGUGCUUAUCCCCGAGGGGUCGUUUCUGCAGAAUGGUCCGGCCGUCCAGGCUGCGCAGAAGUACCAUGCGGCGAUUGCCGAGUGCUAUUGGGACGGCACGGAUGUCGUUCUGGACGUCAAAGAAUCGGGGAAACUAGCUGGUAAUGGCGGGGCUGAGGUUCAGCAUGCACAACCAGAUGAUGUGGCGCUCGUGCUACAUACGAGUGGAACGACUGGCAGGCCCAAAGCUGUUCCACUCACCCAUCGAAACCUCACUACAACCAUGAAAGAAAACAUCCGCAAUACGUACCAAUUGACCCCACAAGACCGCACAUACUUGGUGAUGCCCCUGUUCCACGUUCACGGUUUACUGGCGGCAUUCCUUGCACCACUUUACUCUGGAGGAUCUGUGAUUGUGCCGCCAAAGUUCUCUGCUUCAGAAUUCUGGUCGGACUUCGUCUCGUACAAAGCCAACUGGUACACGGCCGUGCCGACGAUCCACCAGAUCCUGCUCAAGACCCCGUUGCCCAACUCAAUUCCCCCGAUCCGUUUUAUUCGUUCCUGUUCCUCACCACUCUCUCCCAAAACAUUCCAGGACCUGGAGAAGACAUUCAACGCCCCGGUGCUGGAAGCGUAUGCGAUGACUGAGGCCGCCCAUCAGAUGACAAGCAACCCCCUCCCUCCCAGGAAGCGACAACCGGGAAGUGUUGGGAUUGGACAGGGGGUGGAAGUUAAGAUCCUCGACCAGGCCGGGAAAGAAGUGGCACAAGGCACCGAGGCCGAGAUCUGCGUGCGCGGCGACAACGUGACGAAGGGGUACCUGAACAACGCGGCGGCCAAUAAAUCAUCCUUCACGCAGGACGGAUAUUUCCGUACCGGAGAUCAGGGCAAGAAGGAUGCGGGUGGCUACGUGAUCAUUACCGGCCGUAUCAAAGAACUAAUCAACAAAGGAGGCGAGAAGAUCAGUCCCAUUGAGCUGGACAACACGCUGCUACAACAUCCCAAGGUCGCGGAAGCAGUGUGUUUCGCAAUCCCCGAUGAGGGACACUAUGGAGAAGAUAUCGGGGCUGCAGUCGUGGUGAAGAGCGGCAGAACAGCAACCGAUGAUGAACUAAAGGGGUGGGUUGGUAGUAGAUUGGCAAAAUUCAAGACGCCAAAGAAGGUCUGGCUCGUUGCGCAGAUCCCCAAAACGGCCACGGGCAAAAUCCAACGACGCAAGGUAGCAGAGACGAUGUUGACGCCAAAGGCGAAGCUAUAG
Messenger RNA from Aspergillus tanneri, 1554 nucleotides. Its product is annotated as acyl--CoA ligase. Bases 1 to 1554 code for a protein of 517 amino acids. The transcript has 4 exons. Gene Ontology annotation, molecular function: medium-chain fatty acid-CoA ligase activity. The record is from RefSeq and is a predicted model, not a curated record. NCBI's taxonomy places the organism in Eukaryota, Fungi, Ascomycota, Eurotiomycetes, Eurotiales, Aspergillaceae. Gene Ontology annotation, biological process: fatty acid metabolic process.